GGUGAUGAAAGUCACCAGGUGGCAGUUCGGUGACAAUUUCACGUGUUACGUGUACAAAAAUUUUGCGGAUAACAAAUUCGUGGUACGAUGUGCAGGUAACAUCGAUGCGUUGGUGCAACAUGCGAUGGUGAAACAGGCAAGAAUAAGAGGCGGCGGAAUUAUAGCUGCGUGGUCCCGGUGUGAAAGAAGGAAUCUAAACGGAAGAGAGCCGAUCGGCGCCAAUGGCCUACGAAGCGUUAUGGCAUGAGUACAUGCAUAUGCCUGUGGUGACGCGGGCUUAUACCACAGCCUGUGUCAUCACAACUCUCGCCGUGCAACUAGAUUUGGUAUCUCCAUUUCAAUUAUAUUUUAAUCCUAUCCUCAUCAUUGAACAAUACCAGAUAUGGCGGUUGAUAACAACAUUCCUAUUCUUUGGAAAUAUAGGGUUCAAUUUACUCUUCAAUAUGAUUUUCACAUAUCGAUAUUGCCGUAUGUUGGAAGAAGGUUCUUUUCGCAGGAGAACAGCUGAUUUUGUAAUGAUGUUCAUUUUUGGUGGAAUAUGCAUGAUUACUUUUGCGUUCUUUGUCAAUCUGCUGUUCCUGGGACAUGCAUUCACGAUAAUGUUGGUGUAUGUUUGGUCUCGACGAAAUCCUUUCGUCAGAAUGAAUUUUUUUGGAUUGUUAAAUUUCCAAGCUCCGUAUCUACCAUGGGUGCUGCUAGGCUUCUCAGUACUGCUUGGUAACACGAUAUGGGUCGAUCUAGUUGGAAUGGCAGUAGGACAUACAUAUUAUUUCGCGGAAGAUGUAUUUCCACGGUUAAGAGGAGGUUUUCGAAUCUUGAAAACUCCGCAAAUACUUAAGACUUUAUUCGACGCACAUCCGGAAGAUCCGGAUUAUACGCCGCCACCGGAAGAUCGGCCAGGUGGUUUCAAUUGGGGACAGGAGGCUGAUGUGCAGUGAUUGAAAUUCCAUAGCUCACUUCCUGAUGUUGUUUCUGAUGUCACCCAAGAACGUUGCAGCAGGCAGCGGCUCUAUUGUUGUUCCUUCAUCCUCAGAAUUACAGAUAACAAGCGCUCGGAUUUGCACCCAAAGAUGCGUUAUGAGAUACAUGUGAAGGGUAAUAUAUAGGCUGUAUAAAUAAUUGGAUGGUUUCUUUUAAACAAGAAUUUCCCAACAAACUUGUGGAGUCGACGCUUUUUUAGCAAAAAUUCGUCACAAGGUCAAAUUCCAAAUUUCAUUCAAAAGUUAAAACCGAUAGCUUGCAAUCAAAUAAUUGUCGAGCAAAAGUUGUCUCAAAGGAAAGAAAGAAAAAAUAGAAUUCUAGUUAAGAAAAUAUGUGUAAAUUAUUAGAUAUUAUGUACGCAGAUGAGAAAUCUGGAUAGAUGCGUACACUGACACGCUUAUUGUAGUAAGUCAUUAUCAAUUCUGUUUGACUUCGUAUGUACAUGUUCAUAUGUGUCUUAACUAUUCGUUUCUGCGUACAAAAUCUAAAUUUUACUAAUGAGAUUAACUUUUUGGUAAUCAAGUGUCGUGCUUCUAGUAUUACUGUGAAAAGAAAUGAUUUGAACUGACUUUAAAGUAUACAAAGCGCUGCCGAAUUAUAUUUCUAGUUUUCAAUCAGAAGUUCUCUUUCUAAUGCAUCUGGCGUGAGCGUAACUGUAUAAAGAUUUAUAAUUUUUGGUUAUUAUUAAGUUGUUGCGUGCAGGAUGUUCUGUACAUAACUUCAUAUCAUGUAUAGUAGUUAAUUUUGUCUUAAUAUAUUUUAGUGGCUUUAAUGGCGAAUGUUAAAAUGUUUAUAGAUUGUCUGGAUUUUGGGUUGAUUUUGUAAUUCAAUAGAAAUGAUAUUUUUUACACCUGGGAGUGCGAUUAAAUUAGCAUUCCGAGGGUUAAGCCAGUUUAAUCGUCUCUGUCGCAAAUGUGUACUUCCGAUUCCGCGGUAAUUAUAAUACUUGCAAAUUCGUUAGAUUUACUAUUUAUUGAGAACGACAUCACUUUUGUAAGAACAACAUUUACGAUCGGUGGCAACUUUUGUGAUACAUUCACCGUACUCAUAAUUUUUGCAAAUAUUAAAGAGAGGGAGAGAAAGAAAGAGAACAAAAAAUGCCAUUGCAUGGGAGACUAUUUUAGUGUAUUAAAAGCAUUUAAUUAUAUUUAUUAUGGUAGCGAAGUGUAUAAUCUAGGCAACAUCUACAGAGUACAAAUCGUUAAAUAUAAACUAAAGAAAUAAUAUAUAUAUAUAUAUACACACACCUCCCAUUCUCUUUGUUACAUAUAUAUAUUGUGUACUAUGUGAAUAUAACAGAGACUUGCAUUGAUUGUAGUUAAUUACUGUCGUCUCUUCUUUUAUGAAAACGAUGGGAAAAUAAGGUUCCUUCUAGAAUCAAUGUGUUGCUCAGUUAAUAUUUUUUAGCCUGUUGUAUACUUUCAGUUUUAUGUUCUGAGCGCACUUUGGUCACAAAUUAAACAAUUAGUUAAUUACUUAGAAAUUGUUGAUAAUACGAGUUAUUAAAAAUUUAUAAUAGCAUGGAAUAUUUAAAUUUUUUAUUUAAUCUUUUCGUUCAUGGAAUAGUGAACAUUAUUUUGCCACAUGCAAUUAAUAAAUGACAAAAUUGGAAGCAGAUUUUUUCUGUGAUCCCAUGAUUAUUGUACAAUAAUAUCGUAAACAAAGUAAAUAUGAGUUUUUAACGUGAGUAUCGUAAACGAAAUAAAUAUGAGUUUUUAACGUGAGUAUCGUAAACGAAGUAAAUAUGAGUUUUUAACGUGAGUCGUCUUUACGAUUGAACAUUAACAUACAAAUUUAUUUUAUGCAAAACAUUGAUUUAUAUAAAGAAAAAGAAGUUUGGAACUCCCGAUUUCGAGCAAUAAUUGUUCAAAUUAUACAAUCUUUAGGAUUCUUCCGUCUUAAGCCACACAGUCUUUUUUUAUUCUUUUAAGUUUGUCUUGCAUUUUUAGAACUGUAAAGAUUUCCUUAUUUAUAUAUAUUUAUCUUUAUUUUUAUAUAUUUGGCUUCCAGGAUCCUGAGAGGAUAUUAGGAUACUUAAAUCCUUUGUUCGACGAAUAUUUAACAUCUUAUAUUCGUAUUUCUGAUGUAAACAUCUUGAUUUCGGAUUUUGGAAUCGUUAUAUCCUUCAGAAAUUCUGGGAUUCCUGGUACCUUCUUAAACAUUAACAUUAUCAUUUGGACAAUCGAUAUAAUCAAUGAUUACAUCUACGAUUGUUUCCUGUUACCACGCGUUUGUAUUAACUCUUUCAGUACUCAAAAUAAGAUUCAUAAAGAUCAGUUUUUAUUUGUUUUCCAAUUUUAUACCUACGCAAUCUUUUUUUAUACUUGUUGGCUAAAGAAAGAAAAUGACAAAAAAAAAAGUAAAAACUGACUGAUUAGCUGAAAAUGACAUGUAAUAAUAUAUAGGUGCUGAAAGGGUGGAUCGAUAAACGCGUUCGCCAUCGCCAAAGAGUACUUUAAUAAAUAAUGAAAAGUUGUAAAGAAAACGAGUAAGAAAUAAUGAAUAGGAUAAGAGAAGAAAUGAUUUUACAAAAUCAUUUAUUUCGAUUUAAAUAAUAAAUGAUUAAAGCGCAAUAGGAUAUCAACGAUGUAUAACUGAAUACACGUACGCAAUGACAUGGACUAUAAUACAAUGAUUAUCGGGGCUCUAUUGUACACUCGGCCUUUAUUGUUUUAUCAUAUUGCCACUGUUGCUAAAAGCACCGUGAUGUCGUCCGGCUUACCACCUGGAAGAUUCGAAAUUCGCUUUGCACACUUUGUAUCUCUUGUCGCAAAACAUUUUUCACUUAAUUACUCUUAAGUAUUUUUUCUAAACGUUAUCUCUGGUAACCUAUUCAUACUGUGAAUCGACGUUAUUUUGAGAAAGUACAUUCAAUGAAAAACAGUUUUUAAGUUUAAUUAGGAUUUAUGUCUUUUUGUAAGAGAGAAAAUGAUAAAUAAAUAUUUAAUGUUUCGAGAA
Molecule: messenger RNA, 3939 nt
Organism: Odontomachus brunneus
Lineage: Eukaryota; Metazoa; Arthropoda; Insecta; Hymenoptera; Formicidae
Gene: Der-2
Product: derlin-2
Exons: 6
Coding region: 222-938 (238 amino acids)
Biological process (GO): endoplasmic reticulum unfolded protein response
Cellular component (GO): endoplasmic reticulum membrane; Hrd1p ubiquitin ligase ERAD-L complex
Molecular function (GO): misfolded protein binding; ubiquitin-specific protease binding
Source: RefSeq, a predicted model, not a curated record